UCCUGUUUCAGUCACUGGCGUCAGGCAGGCGCACGACAUGAACUCAAACUCUUUCACCUUCUGUUUAUCGCCGUAAAUAUUGAUUGGUAUGUGAACAACAUAACUACAACCACUUUUUUAAAGUUUUAAUUUAGCAUCAGGCAAAUAGAAGCGGGCGGUUGUAUAGUGUCAUUCACAUGUGACUUUGGGAAGGUGUCUGUUGGACUCGUAGGCUUGUAUUUUUUUCUCUCACCCAGGUUAUGGCGGAGCUGAAGUUUUCUAGCUUGUGUUGAGCGCUGAGAGCACCAGUGUUUGCUGAUGGAGCACCUCCAGGGAGCAUGGAAGACCCUGAGCAACGGCUUUGGGAUGAAGGACUCUGUGUUCGAGGGCCCUUGCCUUUCCCCGACCAUGGUGCAGGGCUUCCCCUCCCAGCGCCGCUCCUCCGACGACAGUAAGAUCCCCGACUCCAAGACCAGCAGCACCAUCCGCGUCUACCUCCCCAACCAGCAGCGCACAGUGGUGAAUGUGAGGCCAGGUAUGACCCUGCACAGCUGCCUGAUCAAAGCGCUGAUGGUGCGGGGUCUGCAACCGGAGUGCUGUGCUGUCUUCAGACUGCACCCAGGACAGAGGAGUAAAAAGUCACGUAUGGAUUGGAAUACCGACUCUACCUCACUAAUUGGGGAAGAACUGCUGGUGAAAGUCUUAGAUCAUGUCCCCUUGACGACGCACAACUUUGUUCGGAAAACAUUUCUGAAGUUGGCCUUCUGCGAUAUAUGCCAGAAGUUCCUUUUGAAUGGUUUCCGUUGCCAAACAUGCGGCUACAAAUUCCAUGAGCAUUGCAGCACCAAAGUGCCCACGAUGUGUGUGGAUUGGAGCAACAUCAGACAGCUCCUGUUGUUCCCGACACCAGGUGAAAGUGGGGGUCCAUCUCUUCCUCCUCUUACUUCUCGGCGAAUGAGAGAAUCGCUGUCCCGACUCCCCAGCAGCUCUCUUAACCGCUGCUCCACCCCUCACGCCUUCAACUACACGGCCCCCUACCCACCCACGGGGGGAGCUCUGUCCCAGAGGCAGCGCUCCACCUCCACGCCCAACGUCCACAUGGUCAGCACCACCAUGCCCGUCGACAGCAGCAUGAUGGAGGAAGCAAUGCGUAAUCAUGAAGCAAUGCGUAAUCAUGACUCAGGCGGGAGUUCCCCCAGCCAGAGUCCCACAGGCUGGUCCCAGUCCCAGUCUAACACCCCAGCUCCAGACAGACGAGAGAGGGCUCCUUCAUUCAACACUCAGGAGAAACACAAAAUACGUCCGAGGGACAAGCGGGACUCCAGUUAUUACUGGGAGAUUGAGGCCAGUGAAGUGGUUCUUCACUCCUGUAUCGGCUCAGGCUCCUUCGGAACGGUGUAUAAAGGGAAAUGGCACGGUGACGUAGCGGUGAAGAUCCUAAAGGUGAUUGACCCCACGCCAGAGCAGUUCCAGGCCUUCAGAAACGAGGUGGCUGUCCUUAGGAAAACGCGGCACGUCAACAUCCUGUUGUUCAUGGGCUACAUGACGAAGGACAACCUGGCCAUCGUGACCCAGUGGUGUGAGGGCAGCAGCCUCUACAAACACCUUCACGUCCAGGAGACCAACUUCCAGAUGUUCCAGCUUAUAGACAUUGCCAGGCAGACAGCUCAGGGCAUGGACUAUUUGCACGCCAAAAACAUCAUCCACCGGGACAUGAAGUCAAACAAUAUCUUCCUACAUGAGGGCCUGACGGUGAAGAUAGGAGACUUUGGUCUGGCCACAGUCAAGGCCAGGUGGAGUGGUUCUCACCAGGUGGAGCAACCCUCAGGGUCCAUACUGUGGAUGGCUCCUGAGGUUAUCCGUAUGCAGGACAACAUGCCCUAUAGUUUCCAGUCUGACGUGUACUCCUACGGUGUUGUCCUCCAUGAGCUGAUGACGGGAGAGCUGCCAUACUCACAGAUAGCCAACAGAGACCAGAUCAUCUUCAUGGUGGGCCGGGGGUACCUGUCUCCAGAUCUCAGUAAGCUUUAUAAGAGCUGUCCUAAGGCCAUGAAGAGGCUGGUGGCCGACUGCAUCAAGAAGAUCAAGGACGAGAGGCCACUGUUCCCCCAGAUCCUGUCGUCAAUUGAGCUGCUCCAGCACUCCCUGCCUAAGAUCAACCGCAGUGCCUCAGAACCCUCCAUGCACAGAGCCUCCCACACCGAGGAUAUUAACGUCUUCACUUCCACCUAUAGCAGACUGCCUGUGUUCUGAACUACAAUACUCAACCUGUCCCUCCUACCUGCUCCUGUUCUAAAACAUACACGUGUGUGCAUGAGCACACACACACACACACACACACACACCCCAAAUAUCUACAGUGGGUUAUGAAAGUAUUCACCCCCCUUGGCAUUUUUCCUAUUUUGUUGCCUUACAACCUGGAAUUAAAUAGAUUUUUGGGGGGUUUGUAUCAUUUGAUUUACACAACAUGUCUACCACUUUGAAGAUGCAAAGUAUUUUUUGUUGUGAAACAAACAAGAAAUAAGACCAAAAAAAUUAAAACUUGAGCGUGCAUAACUAUUCACCCCCCCCCCCAAAGGCAAUACGUUGUAAAGCCAUCUUUUCAAUAAUUACAGCUGCAAGUCUCUUGGGGUAUGUCUCUAUAAGCUUGGCACAUCUAGCCACUGGGAUUUUUGCCCAUUCUUCAAGGCAAAACUGCGCUUGCUUGGAUGGGUUCCCCUGGCGUACAGCAAUCUUUAAGUCAUACCACAGAAUCUCAAUUGAAUUGAGGUCUGGGCUUUGACCAUUCCAAGACAUUAAAAUGUUUCCCCUUAUACCACUCAGGUGUUGCUUUAGCAGUAUGCCUAGGGUCAUUGUCCUGCUGGAAUGUGAACCUCUGUCCCAGUCUCAAAUCUCUGGAAGACUGAAACAGGUUUCCCUCAAGAAUUUCCCUGUAUUUAGAGCCAUCCAUCAUUCCUUCAAUUCUGACCCAGUCCAUGCCAAUGAAAAACAUCCCCACAUCAUGAUGCUGCCAUCACCAUGCUUCACGGUGAGGAUGGUGUUCUCGGGGUGAUGAGAGGUGUUAGGUUUGCGCCAGACAUAGCGUUUUCCUUGAUGGCCAAAAAGCUACAUUUAGUCUCAUGUGACCAGAUUACCUUCUUCCAUAUGUUUGGGGAGUCUCCCACAUGCAUUUUGGCGACCACCAAACAUUUUUGCUUAUUUUUUUCUUUAAGCAAUGGCUUUUUUCUGGCCACUCUUCUGUAAAGCCCACCUCUGUGGAGUGUAUGGCUUAAAGUAGUCCUAUGGACAGAUACUCCAAUCUCCUCUGUGGAGCUUUGCAGCCCAUUCAGGGUUAUCUUUGGUCUCUUUGUUGCCUCUCUGAUUAAUGCCCUCCUUGCCUGGUCCUUGAGUUUUGGUGGGCAGCCCUCUCUUGGAAGGUUUGUUGUGGUGCGAUAUUCUUUCAAUUUUUUAAUAAUGGAUUAAAUGGUGCUCUGUGGGAUGUUCAAAGUUUCCAAAUAAAAAUCAAUUUAAAUUACAGGUUAUAAUGCAACAAAAUAGGAAAAAUGCCAAGGGGAUGAAUACUUUUGCAAGGCAUUGUAUGGCGUAGAAAAAGACGAGUGACGGGUUUAAAGGAAUCCUCUGACAGUGACGGUGGAUGGGAUCAAUAUGGGAUUUCAGUCACUGACUGAGUUUUUCCAGUGACUGUUUUGGUAUGGAGAGAAGAUAAAAAUAUUGACUACCCAUUGGGUUGGAGAAGAUGAUUGAUGGUGAAUGAAAUUCAUGCAAAUUAUAGGGUUAAUCAGAGGCCUACUGUAAUUUUCUCCAUUGCUAAAAUGGGUGCAAUGGACAGUGGCAAUGCAGUUAGUGGAACAUGUAAAUAUGUGAAAGAAAGCACACCUACCUGGGGACAGAGAGGCAGAGACAGUGAAGGAAAUGCCUGAGAGAGAGUGAAAUAAGAGGCUCUCUAUCUCUGAGCUGUGAAGCACACCUUUCUGUCUGACAGGACUGACUGCCCUAGUUUCUUAUGAAGAAGAUAUUCUCUAAGCUGACCUGCCUGAAGAGGAGAUGAAGCCUAGACCAACCACCUUCUAGGAUGAUUCUUAUCAAAAACAGUGUGGUCCAUCUAUUGGUUUUGCAGGGGUAUUUGAUUGUACAUAGUCUUAAAUCAGAUAGAGAUUUGAAAUUAUUAUCAAUGUCUUCAUCUUCAUGCUUUUAUAAUUGUUUUCCUUAAUUCUGGAAAAAAAUUAUAACUUGUCAGACAGUCAAGCAUGACUGAUUGAUUUUUAUUUGGACGUUUUAACAAACGCAAUGGCUAUGUUUCUACGGUCCAUGUGAUUGGUUCAUGGCUUUGCAGAGUGUUCUGCUCAGUAGUUACCCACACAUUUGAAUCAGCCUUCUCUUUGGGUAAACCAUCAUGAGCUGGAUAUUGGGCAAUUGUCUUUAAUAUUUAAAAAAUGAUUUGAAAUCUAAUUUGCAUUUUGUCUGCCAUGUCUCUUUCAGGAGGUACAUUUCUUUUUUAUUGUAAACGUGAGAAUGUUGUUUAUUUCAUGUUAUUUUAAUAAAAUGAAGUUAAACUAA
This is a messenger RNA of Oncorhynchus mykiss (rainbow trout), 4536 nucleotides long. RefSeq names its product RAF proto-oncogene serine/threonine-protein kinase. The record is from RefSeq and is a predicted model, not a curated record. Gene Ontology annotation, molecular function: ATP binding; MAP kinase kinase kinase activity. Lineage: Eukaryota; Metazoa; Chordata; Actinopteri; Salmoniformes; Salmonidae. Gene Ontology annotation, biological process: MAPK cascade; protein phosphorylation. Gene Ontology annotation, cellular component: cytosol; mitochondrion.